Messenger RNA from Lodderomyces margitis, 2112 nucleotides. RefSeq names its product transcription factor (gene MIG1). The transcript has a single exon. Gene Ontology annotation, molecular function: RNA polymerase II cis-regulatory region sequence-specific DNA binding. The record is from RefSeq and is a predicted model, not a curated record. Lineage: Eukaryota; Fungi; Ascomycota; Pichiomycetes; Serinales; Debaryomycetaceae. Bases 1 to 2112 code for a protein of 703 amino acids. Gene Ontology annotation, cellular component: nucleus; cytoplasm.
AUGACAUCUACAGCUACAACUAUACCACCACCAUCAAAGGAAAAGAAAAACAAGGAAGACAGACCUUACAAAUGUACAUUUUGUGAAAAGGCUUUCCAUCGAUUAGAACAUCAAACAAGACAUAUUCGAACUCAUACUGGAGAAAAACCUCAUGCUUGUACUUUCCCCGGAUGUACUAAACGAUUUAGUCGAUCAGAUGAAUUAACUAGACAUUUAAGAAUUCACAAUAACCCAUCAUCAAGAAAGAGAAAAAGUGGCAAGAAUAUCGAUGGUAAUGGACUUCAUCAACCACAUGCACAUCCACAUAUGAUUCAGCCCAUUCCUAUUAGUAUACAUCCCAAUCAACAAACACACCAUCCACUUGCUGUAAAUCAGUACCCCUCGUCAUCCGGUGCUGCUAGUGCUCCUCCUAUGCCUGUACCUGUUUCAGUUGACAGUAAUGGUAACACAAUUUAUCAUCAACCAUAUCCUGUAUAUUUAGUACCUCAUGCUAAUGGAUACAUGCAGCCAGUAAUACCUCAACAACAACCACCGCAGACAGAAGCACCACAACUACUGCAACCGCCGCCACCACCACCACAACAGCAACAGCAGCAGCAACUCUUUCAAUUUACGCCUGAAUCAUCGGCCUCUCCAGCACAAGCCUUGCACCAGCAACAACUACAGCAGCAGCAAAGUAGGUCAGAAACACCAUCGAGCAACUUUUCAGGUCGUGAUAUUAUUAUUCCCUCGCAUUAUAAGCAACAAGGAUCAGCUGUAUUUUCAAUCCCUACAUCACCAACCACCAUGCAAAAUAGUGGAUCACUGUAUACACAGCAAGCAGAAGCAUCCAACUUUCAACAACAGCAACUGAACCACCAUCAACGUCCUACUUUGAGCUCUCGUGCCAUUUCAUCCGAUGCUAUAAGAUCAUAUAAUAUUAGCCAUAGCAAUAAUCCAGUUAAUGUGUCACCACCAUUCCCACAACGUCAUUAUCAAUUACAACAACAACAACAGCAGCAGCAGCACUUGCAGAGUAACCCCAAUAUACAAAAAUCACAAUCUUCGUCCAGUAUAUUAUCUGAAAACCAACGAGUAUUUAGUAAUCCUGAAUCAACAAUACAAUCAUUGGGCACCUCGCCCGAUAGUGAUACCUCAUACUCAGCAUGCAAUGCUAUGCCGCCACCUCCACUAUCACAUUCACAGCCACAUACAAAUACAAAUACAAAUACAAACAAUACUACGUCAUCGUCUACUUCUGCAAGCACUGCUGUUCCUUCAUUUAGUAAUCUUCAUGAAUAUUUCCAACCAAAGAACAAUAAUAGUAAUAGCAGCAGCUCUCGAGUAUUCAACACUGGUUCAUCUUCUUCAACAACGUCGCUUUCAUCAUUAAAUGGAAAAAUCAGACCAUCUAAUUCUUCAACAAACUUGUCGAAUUUCUCAAGUUUGACGCGAAUGACUCCAUUGAAAUUCCCCACUAGUGCCACAAUGUCCAAAUCACAAAGCCGGACGAAUUUGACUAUUCCUAAACAAGGUUCGUCAACAUCAUUAAAUUUAGAAUUUUACAACAACAAUGGUACAGGCUCUGGUUUGAACCAUGUGGCAAAGAAAUCAAGACCCAAUUCACCAACACUUCUAUCAACCACACCUAGCCAGAGUAAUAUGGCAUCAUCAUCAUCAAUGAUGCAUUUAACUAAUGCCCGCAAAUUCAAUUCAAGUUUUAUUAUCUCGCCUAAUGAAACUCCAUUACAGACACCUAGUCAAUCACCACAAUUGCAUGCAGAAGAGUUGGCUAAUCAUCCUAGUAUACUCUCAUUGACGCAGAAUAGCAAGGGGGAAUUGAUUGCAAAUGGUGGUGAAGUGAAACUGAAGGGGCACAGUCAGAGUCAGGGUCAGAAUCAGAAUGAGAAGGUGGAUGAUAGUAUUGCUACUAGUGGUACGCAAUUGCCUCCAAUUCGUUCAGUAUUGAGUUUUACUGCCUUGAAAGAUACGCCCAAACCUAAUGGAAGUGCAAAUACAAGCGGGACGAGUAAUCAAGAUACAAUAAGCGAGAAAGGUGAAGAGAACAACAGUAAUGGCAAUAGCAAUGGUAAUGGUAGUGCUGCUAUGAGUGUCAGUAGCUUGUUGAGUUAA